This is a messenger RNA of Oncorhynchus tshawytscha (Chinook salmon), 1952 nucleotides long. Its product is annotated as polyadenylate-binding protein 1A. The coding region runs from base 208 to 1347 and encodes 379 amino acids. Lineage: Eukaryota; Metazoa; Chordata; Actinopteri; Salmoniformes; Salmonidae. Gene Ontology annotation, molecular function: RNA binding; zinc ion binding. The record is from RefSeq and is a predicted model, not a curated record. The transcript has 6 exons.
UGAAAGUAAGCAGACAGACAACACCCCAAUGCUUGUCCACAACUGUUCAGUCAGUCAGUGUGUGUAUCAACAUGGCAGAGGCAACUUUGGAAGCACAAGCUGGUCAAAGCCUCCACACAACUAGAGGAGAAGAUCUGCUCUCAUCAUGACAAACCACUGGAGGUUUACUGCCGUACCGAUCAGCAGUGUAUCUGUUAUCUGUGUACAAUGAACGAACAUAAAGGCCAUGAUACAGCUGCAGCAGAAAGGACUGAGAAACAGAAACAGUUGGUAGAGAAUCAGCAGAAAUCCCAGCAGAGAAUCCAGCAGAAAGAGAAGGAGAUGCAGGAGCUGAGACAGGCUGUGGUCUCUCUGAAGCUCUCUGCACAGGUAGCGGUGGAGGACAGUGAGAGGAUUUUUACUGAGCUGAUCUGUUCCAUUGAAAGAAGGAACUCUGAGGUGAAGCAGCAGAUAACAGCCCAGGAAAAUGCUGAAGUGAGUCGGGCUAAAAGGCAGCUGGAGCAGCUGGAGCAGGAGAUAGCUGAGCUGAGGAGGAGAGAUGCUGAGCUGGAGCAGCUUUCACACACAGAGGAUCACAUCCAUUUCUUCCAGAGUUUUCAGUCUCUCUGUGUCCCUCCUGGAUCUGAUGCCUUACCCAGCAUAUCUGUCAAUCCACACAUAUCUUUUCAUUUUGUGAAGAAUUUUGUAUCUGAGGUGACAGAACAACUAGAGGAUAUCUGCAAGAAAGAAAUUGCCAAACUGUCAUGGGAAGCACCUCCCUCUGACUACUUCAUGGAUGCCAUUCCACAUACUUCUUAUUACAAUUCCAACCAAUUGGCAUGGCAGAGACCCAGCCCUCGCUGGAUAACCCAUCAACAAUAUUUUCAGAACAUGCAAGCGACCUGCAGCACUGUGAGGCCCAAUGUGUCUCACAUGGUGACCCCUCAUCGCAUGGCCGCCCAGGUUGCACCUGCUGUAACCCCAGUGCACAUGCCUCAGUACAAGUAUGCUGCAGGAGUGCGCAAGCCUUCAUACAUUCCUACACUUCCCCAGGUUGUUAAGCAGCAGCCUGCUGUCCAUGUGCAGGACCAGGAGCCUCUGACUGUCUCCAAGCUGGCUGCUGCUCCUCCUCAGGAACAGAAGGAAAUGCUAGGUCAACGCCUCUACCCGCUCAUCCAGAACAUGCACCCCAGUCUGGCAGGAAAGAUCACUGGCAUGUUGCUGGAGAUUGACAACUCUGAGCUGCUCUACAUGCUGGAGUCUCCAGAGUGUCUCCGCUCCAAGGUGGAUGAAGCUGUGACUGUGCUGCAUGCUCACCAGGCCAAACAGGCAACAAAGAGACAAGAAAAACUAAAGAAAAGGAAAUAAUUUGAUUCAGCUGGGUCCAGAGAUCACCAGACAAAAAUGGAAAAUGGUCCAAAUAAAACAGUCGGGGUAUAAUUACAACAGAUAAUGAAAUUACUAUGGCUGUCAAAUGAUACAAAAAUGCAAUUGAGUUCAUCGCUGGAUUUACUGUGAUAAAUUGCGAUUUAUUGCAAAUUCUGAAUUUGCUCAAAUUGAGCCAUAUUUUUAAAACAAUUGAUACAAAAAGCAUGACAAAAAUAUUGACAUCUUGAUUUUUUCCCAAACUAAUGGUAAGUAGAAUCCAGGUAAACAGAUGAAGCACACUUUCUUUAACCGCAAUGUCAACCUGUUUUGACAUUACAGUGUUGUUUUUAGUUGAAUAUAUUGUGUAUUUUGGAUGUUUUCAGUGUAUUAUGAACGCUUUCAGACAAUACGAUUAAUCACAAUUAAAAAUCAUUUGUGCACAAAAAUUACAAACAGUUAACUGAUUAACUCUGACAGCCCUAGAAAUGACUGAAAGCAUUCUUUUCUGGCACGUUAUUCCUUUUAAAUGUAUGAAUGCUUGGGAUAUUGAGAGUCUAUGGCAUUGUGAAAUGUACAGUGCCUUCAUAAAUAUAAGACUUAUUCCA